Messenger RNA from Bufo gargarizans (Asiatic toad), 691 nucleotides. RefSeq names its product adaptor related protein complex 2 subunit sigma 1 (gene AP2S1). Gene Ontology annotation, biological process: intracellular protein transport; clathrin-dependent endocytosis. The record is from RefSeq and is a predicted model, not a curated record. NCBI's taxonomy places the organism in Eukaryota, Metazoa, Chordata, Amphibia, Anura, Bufonidae. The coding region runs from base 160 to 528 and encodes 122 amino acids. Gene Ontology annotation, cellular component: intracellular membrane-bounded organelle; membrane coat; AP-2 adaptor complex. Gene Ontology annotation, molecular function: clathrin-cargo adaptor activity. The transcript is spliced from 5 exons.
ACAUGGUGAGCGGAGCUCUGCGCUAUUAUAUUCUGACUGAACUGCCGACAUACCUGAUACCUACCGCACCGUCUACACUGCACCCAGCGCCUGUGUCCGCAUAUCCGCUUCAUCCUGAUCCAGAACCGCGCCGGUAAGACCCGCCUGGCCAAGUGGUACAUGCAGUUUGAUGAUGACGAGAAGCAGAAGCUUAUAGAGGAGGUUCACGCUGUGGUGACCGUGCGAGACGCCAAGCACACCAACUUCGUGGAGUUCCGGAAUUUUAAGAUCAUCUACCGCCGAUACGCCGGCCUCUACUUCUGCAUCUGCGUGGACGUGACGGACAACAACCUGGCCUACCUGGAGGCCAUCCACAACUUCGUAGAGGUCCUGAAUGAAUAUUUCCACAAUGUCUGUGAGCUGGAUCUGGUCUUUAACUUCUAUAAGGUGUACACGGUUGUGGAUGAAAUGUUCCUGGCCGGAGAGAUUCGGGAAACGAGUCAAACAAAGGUUCUGAAGCAGCUGCUGAUGCUGCAGUCCCUGGAGUGACCUGUGACCCUGCUUCCGACAUGUGCGUGCCCCCGGACCGCUCCUCGUGCUCCGCAGGCGCUGUGUUAUCCCCGCCCUCUGCCCCUCUCAUCAUGGACAACAGAUUAUUCUUUUCUUUUUGUUUUGUACAUUCUAAAUGUGAAAUAAAUAAAUGUUCCAAGUA